Fibroporia radiculosa is the source of this 774-nucleotide messenger RNA. RefSeq lists its product as uncharacterized. The transcript is spliced from 5 exons. Gene Ontology annotation, cellular component: nucleolus; preribosome, large subunit precursor. The coding region runs from base 1 to 774 and encodes 257 amino acids. Gene Ontology annotation, biological process: ribosomal large subunit assembly; rRNA processing; nuclear-transcribed mRNA catabolic process. The record is from RefSeq and is a predicted model, not a curated record. Gene Ontology annotation, molecular function: RNA binding. NCBI's taxonomy places the organism in Eukaryota, Fungi, Basidiomycota, Agaricomycetes, Polyporales, Fibroporiaceae.
AUGCCAAAGUCAAAACGCGCUAAACUCGUUUCACUGACAAAGGUCGAGAAGAAGACUCGGGAACAUAAAAAUGCACUUUUGAAGGAGGUGCAAGAGAAUGCAGAAAAAUGGCAAUAUUGCUGGCUGUUUGAGGUGGGGAACAUGCGAAAUGCGCAUCUAAAGACUGUACGAAAGCUAUGGAAAGACUCUGCGCGGAUCUUCUUUGGGCGAGGGGCGGUCAUGGCGAAGGCGCUAGGCACAACGCCAGAAGAAGAGCAUCGUUCAGGUUUGCAUAAGCUUGCAAAACAAAUCAAGGGCCAAGUCGGUCUCUUCUUUACUGAUUCCCCGCCCGAGGAAGUCAUCGAGUGGUUUGCGGACUUUAGACAGCCGGAUUUCGCGCGAUCGGGUAACAAGGCUACGCGUACGGUCUUGCUCCCAGCAGGACCAGUUAUGCAGCAACACUCGCUACCACCGGAGCCGUUCCCGCACAACGAGGAGCCGCAGCUACGCAAGCUUGGGCUGCGCACACGGAUGGAACGUGGGGUACCGACGCUCGACGCGCCGCAUACCGUGUGUUCAAAGGGUCGCGUGCUGACUGCGGAGCAGGCGCAGUUGCUGAAGUUGGUUGGGUUGAAGCUGGUCAACUUCAAGGUGGGUUUACGGGCACGAUGGGAGGCGGCGAGUGGGGAAGUGGUUCAGGUAGAGGGCCAGGAGAUUGGUGUUGAAGAGGUCAGAGAGGAUGACGUUCCGGAGGGGGAGAGAGACGGUGAUGGAGAUGAUGAGAUGAAUGAGUAG